Molecule: messenger RNA, 1079 nt
Organism: Lolium perenne
Lineage: Eukaryota; Viridiplantae; Streptophyta; Magnoliopsida; Poales; Poaceae
Source: RefSeq, a predicted model, not a curated record
CCGCUAGGGGAUAAAUACGGCACGCAGGAAACUCUGGGUGGACAGACACUCAAUCACACAGACCACCGAUUCAAGUUAGCAGAGAGGAAAGCUGGGAGAGGAGGAGAGCCAUGGCGCCCAGCACUGACAUCGUGCCCAACGUCCACAGCGCUAUCGACAGCAGCAACAAGACGCUGCUCAAGAGCGACGCCCUGUACACGUACAUCCUCGACACCACCGUGUUCCCCAACGAGCACGAGUGCAUGCGCGAACUGCGCCUCGUCACCGACAAGCACCGCUGGGGCUACAUGCAGUCGUCGGCGGACGAGGCGCAGUUGCUGGGGAUGCUGAUCAAGAUGGCGGGGGCCAAGAAAACCAUCGAGGUGGGCGUCUUCACCGGCUACUCGCUUCUCGCCACCGCGCUGGCCCUCCCCGCCGACGGCAAGGUGGUGGCAAUCGACACCGACCGCGAGUGCUACGAGGUGGGCCGCCCCUUCAUCGAGAAGGCCGGCGUGGCGCACAAGGUGGACUUCCGCGAGGGCCCCGGCCUCGACCGCCUCGACGAGCUCCUCGCCGAGCAGGACGACGGGGCGGAGCCCUACGACUUCGCCUUCGUCGACGCCGACAAGCCCAACUACGUCAAGUACCACGAGCAGCUGCUUCGCCUCGUCCGCGUCGGCGGCACCAUCAUCUACGACAACACGCUCUGGGGCGGCACCGUCGCCAUGCCGCCAGGCACGCCCAUGUCCGACCUCGACACCAGGUUCUCCGCCGCCAUCAGGGACCUCAACGCCAAGCUCGCCGCCGACCCGCGCAUCGAGGUCUGCCAGCUCGCCAUCGCAGACGGCGUCACCAUCUGCCGCCGCCUCGUCUGAUCCCGUCGCCCCGGUGUGACGAUCACUGUGCGUGCCACUUCUUAUUAAUUUUUUUUUUCAUCAGCGCGCGCUAGCGUGUGAAGAAGCGUCUGCUGGUUUUCAUUUCAAUAAGAUUUUGGGAGCUGAGUGGAACUUUGAGUGCGAUCAAAGAGUUGUUGUACUGCUGCUAUAGUUGUACUGUACUUGUUCCGAAAUACUAUGGCGACUUUAUGUCAGUUCAGGUUA